AUGUCCUCCCCAAUCAAACUCGAUGCAAAGCUCUCUGAGCUGAAGAUGGCCGACGUGAGACUGCUCAUCUAUGGUACCCUGUGCAACGAUGGCAAGAUCGACUUCGAGAAGCUCGCCGCUCUCGCUGGUAUGAAGAAGACUUCGGCUCAUACCAACUACUGGCGUGCCAAGAAACACCUAGAGCAGAUCAUGGACGGAAAUUCCCUGUCUCCCACCAAAACUGCCCGUUCCCAGCCUGAGGACGGUGACACUGGCGCACUCAAGACGGCCCGUUCUGGCAAGCGUGGUGCGGCCAAAGACGCAUCAACCAAGGAGGCUGUGCCCGCCAAGCGUCGCAAGACUGACACCAAGACUGUCUCCGAACUGGCUGAGUCCACUCAGGCUGAGGAUACCACUGACCAGACUGAGUAG
This is a messenger RNA of Penicillium hordei, 411 nucleotides long. RefSeq lists its product as uncharacterized. The coding region runs from base 1 to 411 and encodes 136 amino acids. The record is from RefSeq and is a predicted model, not a curated record. NCBI's taxonomy places the organism in Eukaryota, Fungi, Ascomycota, Eurotiomycetes, Eurotiales, Aspergillaceae. The transcript has 2 exons.